Molecule: messenger RNA, 1318 nt
Organism: Triplophysa dalaica
Lineage: Eukaryota; Metazoa; Chordata; Actinopteri; Cypriniformes; Nemacheilidae
Gene: vps26c
Product: VPS26 endosomal protein sorting factor C
Exons: 8
Coding region: 273-1157 (294 amino acids)
Biological process (GO): intracellular protein transport
Cellular component (GO): endosome
Source: RefSeq, a predicted model, not a curated record
AGGUAUGCGCGGGACAGGACAGAACGUGGACAGACUUUGUAUAAAACAAACAAACAAACGAACGAAACGCGUAUCUGUUCGCCUGUAACACACACAUGCGGAAACGGCUGCAACAGCAUAGUUUUAAUGAAACAGACAUUUGUAUUUAUUUGUGUGUCUAAUACGAAGUUAUUGAAUAAUUCAGAGUUCUGGUUAGAGCGCGCAACAUGCGCUCAACGAGGUGACGUCAUCGAGCACGUGACGGCGAUACAGGAAGAGACUCAAGAGGGAAGAUGAGCGUUUCUCUGGACAUCAGACUUAAACGAGCAAAUAAAGUUUAUCAUGAAGGGGAGCUGUUGUCGGGUGUUGUGGUCAUCAGCAGCAGAGAUGCGCUCCAGCAUCAGGGGAUUUCUCUCAGUAUGGAGGGGCUGGUGAACCUGCAGCUGAGUUCAAAAAGUGUUGGAGUGUUUGAAGCCUUCUACAACUCUGUCAAACCCAUUCAGUUAGUAUCCAGUAACUUUGAGGUAGUAAAAGCAGGGAAAGUUCCAGGAGGUAAAACUGAAAUCCCCUUUGAGUUUCCACUGCAGGCCAAAGGCAACAGAGUCUUGUAUGAGACAUACCACGGUGUCUUUGUCAACAUACAGUACACACUUCGCUGUGAUAUGAGACGCUCGCUGCUGGCCAAAGACUUGAGCAAGACUUGUGAGUUUAUGGUGCACUCUCAGCCACAGAAGUCAAAGGUGCAGCUCAACCCGGUGGACUUCACCAUCACACCAGACACGCUACAGAAUAGAACAUCAUUACCAAAGUUCCUUAUCAGAGGUCACCUGGACGGCAGCACAUGUGUGAUCACGCGACCUCUGACUGGCGAGCUGGUGGUGGAGAAUUCAGAGGUCAUCAUCAAAAGCAUUGAGCUGCAGCUGGUCAGAGUGGAGACGUGUGGUUGUGCGGAGGGAUACGCCAGAGACGCCACAGAAAUACAGAACAUUCAGAUUGCUGAAGGUGAUGUUUGUCACAGUCUCUCCAUCCCCAUCUAUAUGGUUUUUCCACGACUCUUCACCUGUCCCACGCUUGAAACCACCAACUUUAAAGUCGAGUUUGAGGUGAAUAUCGUGAUUGUUCUUCAUGAUGAUCAUUUGAUAACAGAAAACUUCCCUCUGAAGUUGGUGAGAGUUUAAGUCAAGAGCGUCAUGUGUGUAUUGCAGAAUCUGUUCAAACUUUUUUGUUGUUACUGUUAAUAUGAAGUCGCUUAGUUCUGUGACAGAUGGUGCUUCUGGUCACUUGUGAGAUGAUAUGUCACUACAUACAGUAAAUUCCUCCAAAUAAAAUCUACAAAACA